AUGCCGCCCUUCCUUUCCACCUUCCGCUCGAGGACCAACUCGAUGCUCGACAACAUCACCGGCAUCAUUCCAGACUCGCCUUCCAGCAGCACUUCCAAGGACAACUCUCUCACCUGCAGAAGGUGCGGCAACCGCUUCCGCGACAGGCUCGAGCUCAGCUCGCACUUCAACUUGUUACCCCAUCACUCGGAUUACAAGGACAGCUACGACUUUGCCUCCUUCACUCGUCCCAAAGGCCGCAGACGCACCAAGACGCGUGAAACAAGCAACGACCCGGGCAAGUCUGCAGAGCCCACUCAAGUCGUUUCACCCAUUACCGCCAGCUUCAGUGAGACACAAGCUUACUACCAGGACCAGCAAGCCGAAAAAGAUCAUGGCGACGAUACCCGUCCGACUUUCCUUCGCAAGUUUUCAACUUUGUCCAACUUGAACUUGAGCGCCAUUCCAACUGGCGAUCAGCCGCUUUCGCCGCCGGCCACAGACUACGCCGAUCAAGAUGCUAAUCAGUCACCCAGAUCCCCCAAAGCCAAAGGCAAGCAGAAAGCAGCCCCUCGAUUGCCACGAGACGGAUCUUUCCAGUACGGUCAACCGCUCGCUUCGUCAGACGAAGAAGACAAUCCUACCGCCUUUGCAUCGCCCUCGUCCUCCACCCGCUUUGCUGAUUUCGACUCUCGCCCGCGUGCUCGGAGUGCCACCAUCCAGGGGCUCAUUUCCGAACCUGUCUCAUAUCAUUCUUCUUCCUCGAUUGCCUCGAGAAGCAGCGGCGCCAACCGACCAGCUUCACCGCUACCUCCCAAGCUCCCAGCCUUUGACUGGCAAACGACCAAGGAGAAAGCGCUGCCUAACUUCCCAGACCAGAGCGACGACACAGCUUCCGUCGCUUCUGACAGCAGCUUCCGCACUGCAACAUCCAUCGAGAUGGGCCACGAGAAAGCGCAACUCAAGGCUCGAUAUGCUGCCGACGAAAAGUCUUCCAACAAGCCUCUUGAAUCCUCAGGUCUUGCUUCGUCAUCCAUGUUUGAAAGACCCGCCGUCCACAGACCCAAUGACGACCGAGAGCGAGGCGAGCAGCGUCGUCGUAUCCGAUCGCGAGCGCGACAUGGAAGCGAGUCCAACUUGCUGCUCGAGUCGAUGGGCGCUUCCUACGACGAUGCUCCUCCUUCCUACCACGACUUGCACGGCGAUAGUGACCCUUUCGACACUGUUGCCUCUGGCUCUCGUCGUCCCUCUCGUCACAUGGCCUCUCGCUCGGACGGAUUUGCAACCAUGCCUGCUUCGCCUGUUACCCGCUUCCCACGUCGUCCUCGCCUAUAUACCGACCAAGGGUCUCGCUCCACUGCCGAUGCCAGGUUUCCUGUCUCGUUUUCGUCUCACGACGAUGCGCGACGCAACGACGAGGAUGACUUGUACAGCUCGCGCUCCGAAAAGGCGCACAAGGGUCCGGUUCGCCCACCGAACAAGUCGAGAACUACCGACGCCAAUAUGCCCGCGCUCGUAACCUCUUCUUCUUCGCCGUCUUCACCAUCACCCUCCUCGCCCAAGACUCCAUUCGACUACAUGGCCGAGGCUCCGCUGACUGCUCCACCGCUGGCGCUUCCACGUCCGCACCAGUCGCCCAAAGCCUCUUCGUCUGGUCGCAGAAGUCGUCACACCAGCCGCGCGAAGUCGGACGCUGCCGCUCCCAGCACGCGAUGCCCGACUUGUUUCGCCAAGUUUGCCUCACUGGACAAGACGUUGGAGCACCUCGACAGCUCAGACUGUGGCGCCGUCGAGUUCGAGAGCGGCAUCAACUAG
Molecule: messenger RNA, 1794 nt
Organism: Sporisorium graminicola
Lineage: Eukaryota; Fungi; Basidiomycota; Ustilaginomycetes; Ustilaginales; Ustilaginaceae
Exons: 1
Coding region: 1-1794 (597 amino acids)
Source: RefSeq, a predicted model, not a curated record